This is a messenger RNA of Melanotaenia boesemani (Boeseman's rainbowfish), 4766 nucleotides long. RefSeq names its product cleavage and polyadenylation specific factor 1 (gene cpsf1). The coding region runs from base 179 to 4594 and encodes 1471 amino acids. The record is from RefSeq and is a predicted model, not a curated record. Gene Ontology annotation, cellular component: mRNA cleavage and polyadenylation specificity factor complex; nucleus. The transcript has 38 exons. NCBI's taxonomy places the organism in Eukaryota, Metazoa, Chordata, Actinopteri, Atheriniformes, Melanotaeniidae. Gene Ontology annotation, molecular function: protein binding; nucleic acid binding.
ACCGCAGCAGCUAAACCAUAACACACAGCUAGCGCACAUUUUACCUAGCCAUCGGCUAGGUAGGCUUAAGCUGAUAUUUCAGAAAAUAUGACUCACUAAAUGUUAGCUGAAGGACAGAAAAUAAAGCUACAAACUCAGAUAACGUAUUGGACGUAGAUGCUGAGGGCAGCCUUCCAGGAUGUAUGCUGUGUACAGGCAAGCCCACACCCCCACUGCCGUGGAGUUUUCUGUCUAUUGCAACUUUAUAUCCAGUAAGGAGAAAAAUCUAGUUGUUGCUGGAACGUCUCAGCUAUUUGUGUACAGGAUCAUCCAUGAUGUAGAGAGUACAUCGAAGGCUGACAAACCGUCUGAUGCCAAAACCCGUAAAGAAAAGCUGGAGCAGGUGGCAUCCUUUUCACUCUUUGGCAAUGUCAUGUCAAUGGCCAGCGUGCAGCUUGUAGGAGCCAACAAAGAUGCACUCCUCCUCAGUUUCAAAGAUGCGAAGUUGUCUGUAGUAGAGUAUGAUCCUGGCACACACGACCUCAAGACGCUGUCUCUCCAUUAUUUUGAGGAACCAGAGCUCAGAGAUGGCUUUGUACAGAAUGUACAUAUCCCCAUUGUGCGUGUAGACCCAGAGAACCGCUGUGCUGUAAUGCUUGUUUAUGGCACCAAACUUGUGGUGUUACCGUUCCGAAAGGACACGCUAACAGAUGAACAAGAGGGUGGAGUGGGAGAAGGACCUAAAUCCAGCUUCCUGCCCAGUUACAUCAUUGAUGUCCGCGAGCUGGACGAGAAGCUGCUGAACAUCAUAGACAUGAAGUUCCUCCACGGCUACUACGAGCCCACGUUGCUGAUUCUGUUUGAGCCAAACCAGACGUGGCCUGGUCGUGUGGCUGUUCGUCAGGACACUUGCAGCAUUGUUGCCAUCUCCCUCAACAUCAUGCAGAAGGUUCAUCCUGUCAUCUGGUCUCUCAGCAAUCUCCCGUUUGACUGCACACAAGUCAUGGCUGUUCCCAAACCCAUCGGUGGUGUGGUGGUGUUUGCUGUCAAUUCACUGCUGUAUCUCAACCAGAGUGUCCCGCCAUAUGGAGUUUCUCUAAAUUCUCAGACGACUGGGACCACGUCCUUUCCCUUGCGUGUCCAAGAGGAGGUGAAGAUCUCACUAGACUGUUCUCAGUCUGACUUCAUCGCUUAUGAUAAGAUGGUUAUCUCGCUGAAAGGAGGGGAGAUUUACGUGUUGACCCUCAUAACAGACGGUAUGAGGAGUGUGCGGGCGUUUCACUUUGACAAAGCUGCAGCCAGCGUCCUGACGACAUGUAUGGUAACCAUGGAGCCUGGGUACCUUUUCCUCGGCUCUCGCCUUGGAAACUCUCUACUACUAAAGUACACAGAGAAGCUGCAGGAGGCGCCAGCGGAGGAAGGCAAAGAAAAGCAGGACAAAGAAAAGGAGAAGGAAAAAGAGAAACAGGAGGAGCCUCCCAGUAAAAAGAAGCGGGUGGAGUCUUCCACCAACUGGACUGAUGAAGUGGAUGAAAUCGAGGUGUACGGAAGUGAGGCCCAGUCAGGCACUCAGCUGGCCACCUACUCCUUUGAGGUGUGUGACAGCAUUCUCAACAUUGGACCUUGUGCAAAUGCCUCAAUGGGUGAACCUGCUUUCCUGUCUGAAGAGUUUCAGAGCAACCCUGAACCUGACCUGGAGGUGGUGGUGUGCUCUGGCUACGGCAAGAACGGUGCGCUAUCUGUCCUGCAGAGAAGCAUCCGACCCCAAGUCGUCACUACAUUUGAGUUACCAGGUUGCCACGACAUGUGGACCGUCAUCUCAAAUGAAGUCAAAGAGGAUAAAAAAGCUGUAAAAAGCGAGGAGUCAGAGGACGGAGCAAAGACUGAGACAGAGGAGGAGAGUGUGGAGGGAGAGAAGGACAAGGAGGAGACGGAGAAAGAGGAGGAGAAGACAGAGCCUCCACUGGAGGAUGACGCGAGGAAACAUGGCUUCCUCAUCCUCAGUAGAGAGGACUCCACCAUGAUCCUGCAAACCGGUCAGGAGAUCAUGGAGCUGGACACCAGUGGUUUUGCCACUCAGGGACCCACUGUGUUUGCUGGAAACAUUGGUGAGAACCAGUACAUCAUUCAGGUGUCGCCUAUGGGACUUCGACUUCUGGAAGGAGUAAAACAGAUUCACUUCAUCCCGGUGGAUCUGGGCUCUCCCAUAGUGCAUUGCUCCGUGGCAGACCCUUACGUAGUUAUCAUGACAGCUGAAGGGGUAGUUACCAUGUUUGUGCUGAAGAACGAUUCAUACAUGGGGAAGACUCACCGCCUUGCUCUGCAGAAACCACAGAUUUCCACACAAUCUCGUGUGAUCUCGCUGUGCGCGUACCGAGACAUCAGCGGCAUGUUCACCACUGAAAACAAAGUGAGCAGCUCCACCAAAGAGGACAACAUCAUCAGGAGUCAGUCUGAGGCGGAGACCCUCAUCCACGACCUCAGCAACACGGUGGAUGAUGAGGAGGAGAUGCUGUACGGAGACUCCAACACCAGCGCUGCACCAGCUAAAGAGGAGAUGAGCCGCAGCUCUGUGGCACCGGUGCCUUCUGUCAGCGAGGGAGGCCCAAGUAAAGCCGAGCCCACCCACUGGUGUGUGAUCAUCAGGGAGAAUGGCGUGAUGGAGAUUUACCAGCUGCCAGACUGGAGGUUGGUCUUCCUGGUGAAGAACUUCCCAGUAGGACAAAGAGUGCUGGUGGAUAGUUCUUCCGGCCAAUCGGCAACGCAGGGAGACGGUAAAAAAGAAGAAGUCACUCGACAAGGAGAGAUCCCGCUGGUAAAAGAGGUGGCUUUGGUUUCACUGGGCAACAAUCACAGCAGACCGUAUUUACUGGUCCAUGUGGAGCACGAGCUUUUGAUCUACGAAGCGUUCCCUUACGAUCAGCAGCAGCCACAGAACAACCUGAAAGUCCGCUUCAAAAAGGUGCCCCACAACAUCAACUUCAGAGAGAAGAAGUCAAAGCUAAAGAAAGACAAGAAAGCAGAGAGCGGUGGCACAGAGGAAGCCGCGGGGGGGAAAGGUCGGAUUGCCAGGUUCAGAUACUUUGAGGACAUCUCUGGAUACUCAGGGGUGUUUAUCUGCGGCCCUUCACCUCACUGGAUGCUGGUCACCUCUCGGGGAGCGAUGAGGCUUCACCCCAUGACCAUCGACGGUCCCAUCGAGUCUUUCUCUCCGUUUCAUAACAUCAACUGUCCCAAAGGUUUCCUCUACUUCAACAAGCAGGGCGAGCUGAGGAUCAGCGUCCUUCCCACAUACCUGUCCUACGAUGCCCCGUGGCCCGUCAGAAAGAUUCCACUGAGGUGCACCGUCCACUACGUCUCCUACCAUGUUGAGUCCAAGGUGUACGCCGUGUGCACGAGCGUGAAGGAGCUGUGCACUCGCAUCCCCAGGAUGACCGGCGAGGAGAAGGAGUUUGAAGUCAUAGAGAGAGAUGAGCGUUACAUCAAUCCUCAGCAGGAGAAGUUCUCCAUCCAGCUCAUCUCUCCAGUGAGCUGGGAGGCUAUUCCCAACACACGGAUCGACCUGGAGGAAUGGGAACACGUGACCUGUAUGAAGACGGUGGCUCUGAGGAGUCAGGAGACGGUGUCUGGCCUGAAGGGCUAUAUCGCAGCAGGGACCUGCGUGAUGCAGGGGGAGGAGGUCACCUGCAGGGGCCGGAUCUUGAUCCUGGAUGUGAUUGAAGUGGUGCCGGAGCCGGGCCAGCCCCUCACCAAGAACAAGUUUAAAGUUCUGUACGAGAAGGAACAGAAAGGUCCGGUGACGGCUCUGUGUCACUGCCACGGAUACCUGGUAUCCGCCAUCGGACAGAAGAUCUUCCUGUGGGUCCUGAAGGACAACGACCUGACGGGAAUGGCGUUCAUUGACACGCAGCUCUACAUCCAUCAGAUGUUCAGCAUCAAGAACUUCAUCCUGGCGGCCGACCUGAUGAAGAGCAUCUCACUGCUGCGCUACCAGGAGGAGAGCAAGACGUUGUCUCUCGUCAGCAGGGAUGCAAAACCUUUAGAGGUUUACAGCAUUGAAUUCAUGGUGGACAACAACCAGCUCGGUUUCUUGGUGUCUGAUCGGGACAAGAACCUCUGUGUUUACAUGUAUUUACCUGAAGCUAAAGAAAGCUUUGGAGGAAUGCGCCUGCUGAGGCGAGCGGACUUCAACGCCGGAGCCAACAUUAACACUUUCUGGCGGAUGCCGUGCAGAGGAGCGCUGGAAGCUGGCAGCAAGAAGGCUCUGACCUGGGACAACAAGCACAUCACAUGGUUUGCAACUCUGGAUGGCGGCAUCGGCCUGCUCCUCCCCAUGCCGGAGAAAACUUACCGCCGUCUGCUGAUGUUGCAGAACGCUCUCACCACCAUGCUGCCUCACCACGCCGGUCUCAACCCAAAAGCCUUCAGAAUGAUGCACAAUGACAGACGAAACUUACAGAACGCCGUGAGGAACGUCCUGGAUGGAGAACUUCUCAACAAGUACCUGUACCUCAGUACCAUGGAGCGCAGCGAGCUGGCCAAGAAGAUCGGCACCACGCAGGACAUCAUCCUGGACGACCUCCUGGACAUCGACAGAGUAACGGCUCAUUUCUGAGCGCCACAUUCCCGGCUCCUCCUGACUAUAAAUGCUGUUUUAUUUGUGAAAGAGGAAAAGGUUUUUGUUUUGAUCAUCUUCAUGCAGACUUUGGUUUUCUACUUGUUGGACAAAAGGAGACUUUGUGUUUUCUUAAAAUAUUUUCUAUUAAAAAAAAAGAAAAGUUGAUCAA